This is a messenger RNA of Porites evermanni, 5309 nucleotides long. NCBI's taxonomy places the organism in Eukaryota, Metazoa, Cnidaria, Anthozoa, Scleractinia, Poritidae. The record is from the annotation of a GenBank genome assembly.
AUGGCACCUGGGAAAUUUUUCUUGUACAUCCAGGUAAAAUGAGUUUUCAAUGAUCUUGUCUAUUAAUUUUUUGAGUGAUGAUUUUCAAAAUCUUUGGAAUAUUGUGGCCCACAUGUAUAUUAUUUUGUUAUGGUUCAGUUUUACAUUAAGUUCAAGUAGUUUAGCCAUUGUCAUAAAUAACUAUGCAAAGAGUAAAACAGCAAACAAAACAAAAACAAAAAUUGAAGGGAUUGUAAGAUAUCUACAGUCAACUCUCUUAUUUACCAGAUAUUACAUACCUCAGCUCUUUCUUCAAUGGUGUUGCAGCGACUAUUGUUGGUUAGCUAGUGUCUUUUUAAUCUUUUAUAUUCAGAAGGGUCUUGAAGGAUAGUAAUUUGCCUUCAUGUAUAAUUAUUAGUAUGUUGUGUAUGGGAUUUAUAAUGUCAUAGCAGCCCAGUGCUGGUGUACAAAAAAGUACGAAAUAUUAUUAAUAUUGCACAAGUCUAAAAAGAGAGAGCUCAUUUCCCUGAAAAAUGUAGAAAUUUCAUAGACACAAAAAGGCAUCAAAUUAAAGCAAACAAGAAGUUAUAAAUUUUUUCAUCAGCUACACGUAUCAUUAUGUUUUCACCGUUUGUUUUGACAGUUGAAUGAGCUACGUUUUACUCAGCGAAGGAAACCAGAUCCAAUGAACAGUGUUAGUCAACCAUUCAAUCCUGAAAAAUUUAACUUCACUAAAGUGCAAAGUAAAGAGGUAAGGUCAUAGUUGUCUUUACUAAAUUAGUCUGAGUAGCAAGCGUUUCCAUGUGGUUUCAGAGCAAAGAAAGACAGAGGAACGGCAAGAAAUGGGAUUUUUUGGUUUUGGCUGCCCCAAAAAUGGAACGAGUGGUCUUUGACUCAAGUUUCUCAUUCUUUGCUCUGUGGAACCACAUGGAAAUACUUGCUAUGCAGGCUAUUACUCAAUCAUCUUCCAGGAAUAAACUUUUUCUUGUAGGGUAGCUCAUCCUUGUACUAAGAAUGGAGGCAUAUAAGUCCUUAAAACAAGUUAACCAAAAUGUCUUAUUUCCUUUACUGUACCCAUAGGUUCUAUUUGAGCUUUGUCCAACACAUAAUACUGCAGCUGUCAGUGCAAAUGAUGAUCACCAUCUCAUGAUAAUUAAUGUCAGUCCUAUGGAAUAUGGACAUUCUCUGUUGGUUCCAAGUGUAAACUCCUGUCUUCCACAGGUACCUGUAAAGUGUCUUUGGCACUUUCAGAUUUGAUUUUGGCUUUACUGAGAAAAAGUCUUUAACCACCUAUCUAGACCAGGUUCAAACCCCGGCAUUGGUGCAAUAUGUUGUUUAAGUUUGUUGUUAGUUCUCUCUUCUUUCAUUCAGGAGGUUUUCUCUCCUCAAAAAUCAACAUGCACUUCCAAAUAUUUGCAAUUCAAUUUCGAACACACAGACAUAUUUAAGCGAGUUCUUAAGAACUCCUAAAAGUAAAAAAAAAAAGAAAUGCAAAACUCUCCAUGCAAUUUUCUACCCUUAAUUGAAGUACCAAAACCAAAAACCUUUAGGCAUUAUUGUCACUUGGGUCUUAUCCCGUAAUGAACAAAAAUGUGGUCAAGCUCUCCCUACCCCCCUCCCCACCCAACUGAACCCUCCUUUUAGUUAAUAACCCUGACUGAUCUUUCUUGGGAAAUCUGGGGACACAGGAUUCAUUCAACCAACAGCUAAAUGCAUUAAACAUGUUAAUAUGUUAAGUGCUUCAAGGAUAAUAAAAUUAAUUAUUAUCAGAUCAUUAGCUUUUUUAUUAGAGAGUUUUACCACUUAACUUAGAUAAUCUCUGGUUUGCAUACAUGUCAGUGUACAGCUUUGUACAUGCUGAAUAUUAAGGUGGGAAAGGUGGUGGAUUCUGUGGAAUUACCAGUACCAUCUUGUCACUUAUUGCUGUAUGUUUGUAAUAAACUGCUAGGUUCUUACUGAAGAAGCAAUAUUACUUGGGCUGGAGACAUCUAUGUUAAGUAGCCACAGGUAAACUAAUAUAGCAAUAACUUAUUACGAUCAUUACAUGAAAUCAAAACAUUGUGAAGUUUGUGAAGAUUUCCUUUUAAUUCAGAUUUGCUUACCAGAAAUUGUGGAAGAAAAGCAAAGGACUUAAUGACAUUCAUGUUCCCUUAAUGCAGGUGAUCCUCUUAACAUGCGUUUCACUUUUUUUUUCUGCAGAGGAUUCCGUUUGGGUUUUAACAGCCUGUGUGCUUACUGUUCCGUGAAUCAUUUACAUUUCCAUGUGUGGUACAAUAAACAUCCAUCUUAUCUUGAGACGGUGGUGAGUUCAUCAGACAACCUUGCCGCAUUUUAUCCGGCUUCCGUGCUUUCUUUUUGUGGUACUGUGGAAGUAAACAUUUAACAUAGGGAAAUAAUUAUGGCGGAGAUGUGCUAUAAUUUAUGCCUGUUAGUUUAAGGACCUUUCAUUCUUCUUUCCCAUGGCAUCCCCUGCACGCAUUAACAUGGCAAAAAUUCCAACCUCUGAAAUAUUUGCUGGCGUUCUGUGAAGAAAAGUGCCCGUGGGUUAAGAUAUAUCUUUUUGAGUGGGAGCACCAGAGAGAAUUCUUUGUUUUUGUAAUAUUGGUGGAGGCUUUUGAACUACAUAUAGGAGACUAGAUUCAACCCACGUUCCGAGAUUCUCUCCAUUGUCUUCAGGAGACUGGGGAUAAUAAAUUAUAAGUAAUAUCCCUCGACAAAGUGGGCAUGCGUGCCUUCCCCUCCACCCCACCCCCGCUUAAUUCUCCCCGCUGUUUGUUAGCCUUUUCAGUACGCCUGCAUUAAUUACGAGGUUUUCUCUCUCUUUGAUGAAUUGUUGUAGGACGUUUUUCCUGUUUGUGAAGACCUAUUUGAAGUUAGAGAUUAUGCAACGACUAUGUUCGUCUUCGAGUUAGGACCUCACACUAAUCCUAGUUUACUAGCGAGGUAAGGAGCGAAACGUUGUAAUAACUCAUUACACUGUUUAACAGCAUCCCCUGAUCGUAUUUUCUGUUAGUUAAGAAAAAGAGGAGGAAAUAAAACUUACGUGUAUAUACAGUUUCAGCAAUAGUUUUUACCCUAUAGCGGCUACUCCAAAGGGGACUGGAAUCUAAUCCCCCUACGAUUAGAGCAGAAAGUUAUUCAGAUUUUUGUAAUUACCUCAGCUAUAAUUCUUACGUUUAUCUUUUAUUACUUUUUUCUUCUUCUUGUUUUAAAUUUUUUUAUUACUCUAUUUUCCAUGCGCAACGGAAAGCGUUAAAAUAGAAGUUCUAUAUAAUGUCACGCUAAAGUACUGAGGCAAACGCACGUCGCACGCCUGGUUUGGGCUGCUUUUACUGUUGGUGGAUAGUGGUAUUUUUAACCAGUUAUAUUAAAAACACUGCUGUUCGUAUUUUAAACAUUACAUAAUUGGGUUCAAUCUGAGCAUAACUGGUUUAAAACCGAGCGUUUGAAGAAAAGUUUUAUUUUUAGCCACUUUAGUUUUAUUUUUUUCUCUUUGUUAUCAUCAGUAUUUGUAAAUAUCCCGUAAUUCAGCCUACGGCUGCAAUGGUGUUUAUAAUUAAGUAUCUAUCUAUCUACCUGUCAAUCAAACGCGAAAGAAAUAAAAGUAAAAAUUGAAAUGCUUGCACAAAUAUGAUGGAAUAAAAGCUAUUUAUAACAUACUGUAUGUAUGAUAUGCAAUUUAUUAUAUACAUGUUUAAAUCUCAGAUAUAUACAUAAGAACCUUCAAGGCCGAGGUGACGAAAUGUAAAGUCUCUGAGAGGGCCGAUUUCACCGAGCAUGUUAGCAAACGUAUUAACCUAGCGUUCCACAAAAUGACACCCCUGCAAACUUCUAAAUUCCUGCCAUAAUUAGCACAAAACCACGCAACCGUUAGAAAAAUGAACGAUCUAAGUGACCUCACCGCCGGUUAAUCUUGGCUGUCGUUUUGUUCACAGAAAAAUAAACCAAGUGUCGUCUUAUUUUAUACAAAACGAGGUCGCACAUACUUGUCUUAUUAUGCGUGGAGAAGCUUGUACCUCAAAAGCGCUGAUAAAUGGGUAUGUUAACAAGGAAAGUAAGCAACAGUCUGUCCUCAGAGUCUUCCUCUGGCCUCGAAAUGCUGUGACUGGUGAGUAGAACAAAGACUUAAAACAAUUAGAGCGCUUUUCAUUUGAGUGUCGAAAAGUAAUUGGACUUUCGAGCAUCCGUUUUCCGGGUGGGUAGAAAACGAAGACUUAAGACCUAAGACCUAAGACCCAAAAACGAAGACCCCCGUCAAAAUCACUUAUAAAUACCUAGUUUUUGGGUAUUAGGUCUUAGGUCCUCGUUUUCUACCCACCCUCCGUUUUCCUCUGAUUUACACUAGAAUUAGCACGUAUUGAUUAUGUCUUUCUUUCCGCAGAACCGGAAAACUGUGAUUAAAUAGUACAGUUUCUCUUAAGUUCUCGUUAAAAUUUAUUUUUUUUACAAAUCACUUUUUCUUUAAUUAAGAUCUCUUGCUAGCUUAUCCGAAACCAUCUAGUGCCACAGCAACAAUAGUACAUACUGUUGCAAACACACUGAAGAACUUAGUAUCUUUAUGGAACCAGCUACGCAGGCUAACUCUGCUAUGUAAUUGUAUUGACAGGUUCCGAGGUGAAGAGCUCGUAUGCGGAAUCAGACGAACGACCUAUGGCUGUCUGUGAAUUAGGUGGCUUUGUAGCAGUUGAAAGUGAGAAUCCGCUUUUAUAAGUUGCUUUCUUUUCAGCUGAGUGCAUGUCAUAAGUUUUUCUCCCCACGUAAGGGAAUGCAAGACUCAGGAUUCCACGUACUGGAUUCCGGAUGCUAAUCGUCAGUGGAAUUCUGGAUUCCUCAGAGCCCAGGAUUCCGGAUCUCACAGCAAAAAUUUGCUCGAUUCCAGAUUUACAGUCAGAUUUCACAAGCAAAAAUUUCCCGCAUUCCAGAAUCUGGAUUCCCUUACGUCGGGCCAAGUUCUGCUUAAUGAUGACAAUUAUUUUCUUUUCAUUUGUGUGCUUUUUUGUUUUUUUUGCUCUUUCAGCAAGAGAGACAUUUAAUUCGUUCAGCGAGGAAAAAUUUUGUGAAUACAUGAAACGAGCUACGCUACGUGGAGAAGAGUUUGCCAAGCACAGGGAGGCAAUAAGAGAAUUACUUAGAAAUUAAAUUAGCUUGUUGCAUUUCUCGGACAAAUCUUGUAGUAUUGGUGUAAAAGCACUCUUUCCGGUUGUGGUAAUUUUUUGGGGAAAGACUUUGAAGUCUGGUCAGCAACAACGAUCGAACUUGCUAGUGCAUCCGUGUUCAUAUCAGGGAUAACCAUCCACUGGGUUUUCUAAUCAUCACUGUUCAACUUAGGU